AUGAGUCGGUUCUACGAUGAAGAUGAUAUGGAUACACAGGAGGACCCGCUAGAGUUUCAAGAUGAGGCAGAACUGGACGAUUACCUGAACGACGAGGAAUACGAUCUGAUGAAUGAGCUCUUCCCACGAGCAAAAGCAGAGCUGAGCGAGCACCAGGGAUGGGACAACCUGGCAGUGAAGCAGGCGAUCUGGGACGCGGAGUUCGACCUGGAGGCGGCGUUGGUGCAGCUGAAGCGGCGGUACAAGAAGAAAGGGCUUUCUGCGCUAGCGUCUUUGGCGAGCGCGCGGGCGGCGGCGCGCCCUGUGCGGGCGGCGGCGGGAACGAACGGCGCCUCGCUGUUGGACGGUCUGCGGGCGAAGGGGCUGUCUAGCGGGGCCAGCAAGCUGCAGAUGAAGCGGCCAGCGCUGCGAGCUGUGGACGCGACGCCGGCGCCGGGCGCGUCGCUGAUGCAGACGCUGUCGUCUCUGCGGAAGCAGUCGGCGGCGGCGACGCCUGAGGCAAAGCCUGUUGCAGCGCGCCCCGCAAGGACGGAGGCACGGCAAGACCAGUGGAUGGCCCUGGGGGCUCUUCUGCAGCGUCAGCCGUCCUUCAAGCCUGCAGCGCGCCCUGCACUGCAGCUGUCGAGCGUGCUCCUCUCGAGACAGACAGGAUGCGCAGAACCACGCAAAACCCAGCUCAAGAGGCGAGUGGAGGAGGUGUUCUCAGUUUUUUAUCCUAACAACUAUAAAGCAGCUAAGAAGCAGGCCAGUGCCAAUUUCAUGAAGCCCUCGCCGGAUGACGUGGUGUUGGAAUCCCAGAAGCGAGCCUUUGAGAUUAAGCAGGUGGCCGAGAAGGUGGCCGAUCUGAAAUUCAACAACAAGGACGCGGCCCCGAAGAACUACGAGGACGAGGAGGAGGAUUCGCGGCCGAAGGAGGGCGAACAGCCGUCGGCCAAGAAGGUUGUGCAGCCCACUAACCCGCGGAACCCAUUCGACAUCCCUGCAUAUGUACGUGAGAAGAAGCCCCAUAUGUCGUUUGUUGUUCUAGGCCAUGUGGAUGCGGGCAAGUCUACGCUGAUGGGGCGGUUGUUGUACGACGUGGGUGCUGUGGAUACCAAACUGAUAAGGCAAUUGAAGAGGGAGUCCGAGUUAGCGGGUAAGGGCUCCUUCCACCUAGCAUGGGUCAUGGAUCAGACCAAUGAGGAGCGCGCGCGCGGUGUUACUGUGGACAUCUGUACCAGUGAGUUUGAAACUGCAAAGUCCACGUUCACCGUUAUCGACGCACCGGGGCACAGAGACUUUGUUCCCAAUGCGGUUACAGGUGUUAACCUAGCGGAUGUGGCAAUCGUCACGAUCGACUGUGCUACCGAUGCUUUUGAAUCGGGGUUCAACCUGGAUGGCCAGACCCGUGAGCAUAUCAUAUUGGCGCGGUCGCUCGGCGUCAAGCAUAUUAUUCUAGCAAUGAACAAGAUGGACACCGUAGAAUGGCAUGAAGGGCGCUUCAAGGCCAUUCGGCUCGAACUCUUGAGUUUCCUGGAAGAUAUUGGGUUCAAGGAACCACAGACAAGUUGGGUUCCGUGCUCUGGAUUAACUGGGGAAGGGGUAUACCAAAAGGGUUAUCCUCCGUCCCAAAAUUGGUAUAAAGGCCCAUCCCUGGUAGACGAGCUCGAACGUGUUUCUGUCUCAUUUUUUGGACUUGAUGGGCAACAGGUAUCCGAGACCCCUUUCCUAUUUUCUCUUCUGGACACUCAUUCCAGCGGCAAGAACAAUGAAGUCUAUGUCUCUGGGAAAGUGCUUGGGGGUUCGGUUCAGCCUGGCGAAACGAUUACCAUAUACCCAUCAGAGCAGACUGUUGUGGUCGAUAACAUUUAUGUCGGAGAUAAAAGGAAUCCUGUAGGUGCCGCUGUGCAAAACGAUUUUGUUACUUUGAAGUUGAAGAACGCUAAUUUCGAAGAUAUAAAAGGGGGGGAUCUAGCUGCAAUUGUUGGCUUUGAUAUUCCAAGCCGUAAGACCUUCACCUCGCAAGUGCUGACUUUCAAGGUUGAUAAACCAGUCUUGCCCGGCGCUUCUUUCAUUUUAUUCAGAGGAGGAGCGCAAUGCUCUGCACGUAUAAAAAGUCUGCACCAAGCUGUUGAUAAACAGGAUCCCUCAAAGGUCCUGAAAAAGAAGGUCCGGCAUAUAGGCUCCAAUCAGUCGGCGAUUGUCACUAUCGAACUCACUGACAGAGGUUUGAAAAUGCCGCUGCUAACCUUCGACCAAAAUAAGCGUUUUGGUCGCAUCCUGCUACGCAGAGACGGUAAAACCAUCGCUGCAGGCGUGGUAAAGUCAAUUGAUGCAUCCUGA
Messenger RNA from Eremothecium gossypii ATCC 10895, 2322 nucleotides. RefSeq names its product ADR221Cp. The coding region runs from base 1 to 2322 and encodes 773 amino acids. Gene Ontology annotation, molecular function: GTPase activity; GTP binding. The transcript has 2 exons. The record is from RefSeq and is marked provisional. Gene Ontology annotation, biological process: translation. NCBI's taxonomy places the organism in Eukaryota, Fungi, Ascomycota, Saccharomycetes, Saccharomycetales, Saccharomycetaceae.